CCCCCCCCCCUCCGGAUGGCUUCGUUGCGGAGGGUCAAGGGGCUGCUGGCGUUGAACCUGGUGGCCGUGGCCGGCUUCGUGCUCUUCCUGGCCAAGUGCCGGCCCGGGGCGGUGCGGACCGGCGACCCCCUCCCCGAGCCCCAGCCCCGGGCCCAGGAGGACCCCCGCAGCCCCCGAGGCCCCGGCCCCGUCCAGGACGCGGUGCUGAAGCGGCUCUCCCUGCUGGAGGACAUCGUCUACCGACAGCUCAACGGUUUAUCCAAGUCCCUAGGCCUCAUCGAGGGCUACGGUGGGCGCGGGCGGGGAGGUCUGCCCGCCACGCUGUCCCCAGCCGAGGAGGAGAGAGCCAAGGGCCCCCACGAGAAGUAUGGCUACAACUCGUUCCUCAGUGAGAAGAUUUCGUUGGACCGUGCCAUCCCGGACUAUCGGCCAACCAAGUGCAAAGAGCUGAAAUAUGCCAAGGACCUGCCGCAGAUCUCCAUCAUCUUCAUCUUCGUGAACGAGGCCCUGUCCGUGAUCCUGCGCUCCGUCCACAGCGCCGUCAACCACACGCCCGCCCACCUGCUCAAAGAGAUCAUCCUGGUGGAUGACAACAGCGACGAGGAGGAGCUGAAGGGGCCACUGGAAGAAUACGUCCACAAGCGCUAUCCCGGGCUGGUCAAGGUCGUACGGAACCAGAAGCGGGAGGGGCUGAUCCGCGCUCGGAUCGAGGGCUGGAAAGCUGCCAGCGGCCAAGUCACCGGCUUCUUCGAUGCCCACGUGGAAUUCACUGCGGGCUGGGCGGAGCCGGUGCUGUCCCGCAUCCAGGAGAACCAGAGGCGGGUGAUCCUGCCCUCCAUAGACAACAUUCGACAGGACAGCUUCGAGGUGCAGCGCUACGAGAACUCGGCCCACGGCUACAGCUGGGAGCUGUGGUGCAUGUACAUCAGCCCCCCCAAGGACUGGUGGGAUGCCGGAGACCCCUCUCUGCCCAUCAGGACUCCGGCCAUGAUCGGCUGCUCCUUCGUGGUCAACCGGAAGUUCUUUGGAGAAGUGGGUCUCUUGGACCCUGGGAUGGAUGUGUACGGAGGGGAGAACAUCGAACUGGGCAUCAAGGUGUGGCUGUGUGGAGGGAGCAUGGAGGUGCUGCCGUGUUCACGCGUGGCUCACAUUGAGCGCCGGAAGAAGCCGUACAACAACAACAUUGGCUUCUACACCAAGAGGAAUGCUCUCCGCGUGGCCGAAGUCUGGAUGGAUGACUUCAAGUCCCACGUGUACAUCGCGUGGAACUUGCCCCUCGAGAACCCGGGGAUCGACAUCGGCGACGUGUCCGAGCGCAGAGCCCUGCGCAAGAGCCUCAAAUGCAAGAGCUUCCAGUGGUAUCUGGACCACGUGUACCCUGAGAUGCGCAGAUACAACAACACCGUGGCCUAUGGGGAGCUUCGCAACAACAAGGCGAAAGAUGUGUGUCUGGACCAGGGCCCUCAGGACAACCACACGGCCAUCCUCUACCCGUGCCACGGCUGGGGGCCGCAGCUCGCCCGCUACACCCGGGAGGGGCUCCUGCACCUGGGGGCCCUGGGCACCACCACACUCCUGCCCGACACCCGCUGCCUGGUGGACACGGGAAAGACCCGCUCUCCCCAGCUUCUCGACUGCGACAAGGUCAAGAGCAGCCUGUACAAGCGCUGGCAUUUCAUCCAGAACGGAGCCGUCAUGAACAAGGGCACGGGCCGCUGCCUGGAGGUGGAGAGCCGGGGGCUUUCUGGCCUGGACCUGACCCUCCGCAGCUGCACCGGACAGCGCUGGACCAUCAAAAACUUCAUCAAGUAGUGGAGUGAGGUCUCCGAGCCCAGAGCUGGGCCCUGGGAUCUGGGGUCUAGGGAAGUGGGGGCUUUGGGUUCCGGCAGGGUCUUCUCAGGAUUGUGGGCCUGUAGCAGGGGGUUCCCCCCGGCCCUGCAUCUCUAUUUCUGGCUCUGGCCCACUGGCCCCCGGUCCACUGACCCCUGGACCGCUGAUCCCGGAUCUCCGGCCCUGAACCGCCUUCUCUGAAGCUCCGGGUCGCUGGCCCUGGAUCACCGGCUCCAGAUGACCAGCUCUGGAUCACCAGCCCCGAAUCACCAGCUCACGGGCUCCAGGACGCUGGCCCUGGACUGCCUGCUCCAGGUCACCACCUCUGGCUACUGGCCCUGGACCUCCGGCCCCAGAUCACCAGUGCAGAUCGUCGGUUCCAGACCACCAUCUCCAAGUCAUCGACGGGCAGCAUGGGGGCCCCCGGGUGAACCCGCCCUGAGUGCAGGGCAGCGCCGGGGACUUUUCAAGAAUGCAAGGUCAGCCGUGGAGUCAGCCCGUGGCCCCUGAGAAGUCUCUUUGGACAAUUGACCGGGCUGGACCACCCUUCCACCCCUUUCCCACUCCCCAGAACCCAGAUCUCCUGCCCAGAGGACACAGGUCCCCCUCCCGACCCAUCCCCAAAUGCCGCUCCCACUGCUCCUAGCAGUGGCCAGACCUCAGGCGAGAGGCCCCCUCUGCACCGCUCUUCCUCCUCUCCCUCUCUCCCCCUUCCCCUCCUUACUCUUCUCUCUGUCUCCCUCUCUACCCCAUCCCCUUCCCUUGUUCUGCCCUUUGCAAGGCUGUGGACCCCCACACCCACCCGCCCUCCCGGUCCCUCCCAGUGAAACAGCUGCCCCUCCUGCCUCCGAGCCCCAUCGGACUUUGAACAGCUGGGGCGCGAGCCCAGAGCCUUGGGCCUGCCCGUGGGGAACAGGACAGAAAUCUGCAGCCCCCUGGCUCUGCCUGGCCUGGGGCUCAGGGGGCUGUGGGGGAGAGGUGCCAGGGGAAGAGUUGCUGGGGGCAGGGCACUGGUUUUUCUCUCCAUCGAAAGGGCACGGCUGCCCCACACCAGGGUCACCUGCAAGCAGGUGGUGAAAUUGGAUUGUGGGGCCACACCCCUCCUGACCCCAGUUCUGCUUCCCCUCUGUCACAGAAAGGCCCUUAUGCAUCCAGGGGAGAGAGAGAAAGAGUAUGUGUGUGUGUGUGUGCUCAUGAGGGUCAGGUGUGUCCCUACAGAAUGACUCCACUGUCACCCUCUCCUCUCCUCCCCUGGUGGGUCCAGUGACUCUCUCGUGGGGCUAGGGGCCGGGGACACAUCUCCAUGUCCCAUCAAUGGCUGGCUCAUCAUUGGCCAGUUAUGACAGUCCCCCAUGCUGACCGCACUGCAGAGCCUCAGGCCGUACUGGGCCCUGUGGUCCCUCUGCCGUCCCCCUCAGCUCGUGGGGAAUAAAUUUUAGCCUGGGCAACAGGCUGGAGUCCUGCUUUUCUCACUGACACCCCGAGGCUGUGGAAGGUGAGGAAGAAGGAAUAGAGUGGAUGGAGAGAGAGGAUCCAAAUUAGCUGGCUCUGGGAUUGAUUCAGCACCAGUUCUGUGCCGAGCACUGGUCUACGUGCUGGAUGGAUACAGGAAAAUGAGACACAGAUUCCUUCCUACAUGGAGCUCCUGGCCUAGGAGCGAGGGACUUGUUCCAGAGGUGGACACAGGCCCGGAGAGGUUAAGUAGCUUGCAGAAGAUCACACAGGAAGUGGAACUGGGGCCAGAACCCAGGUCUUUGAGUUCCUGGUUCUCACUCUUCCCAGCCUCCUGCUCCCAUGACCCUCGUCGCCCCAAGGAACCCACCUGCCUGGGUCCUUCCAGGCAUAGCCCAGCCCCCGCCGCCCCCCCCCACCCAGUCCCCACCUCAAAUCUUUCUGGCACUGGAUCUGUCUGCGCUGCAGAGGUUGGGGGGGGGCACCCACGGGGCUGGCGGGAGGUCAUGGUCUCUGUGCUGGCCCAGGGGGAAGGGGCGCACCCGCUGGGCUGGACCGGCCUACCGACCAACUGGUGGCCCUCCCCCCACACGCCCACCUGCUAUCGGGAGGCGGCGGGGGAAUGGAUGUAGUAUUGAGGGGAACCUCUCAUGAGGUGACUUGGGGGCUGGGACCCCUCUCCCUCCCCUAAACAACACCCCAGCACCCCACUCCUCCCCUCCCUCAGGGGCUCCCCACGGGGGCCUUCCCUCCCUGCCCCCACCCUGUUCUCCAACCAGGCUUCCUUCCCCCUCACUCUGUCUCUGCAUUUCCUCUCCAGUCGCCUCCGUCUCUCUCAAUCUCUCUCCAUCUCACUCCGUUUCUCUCCAUUUCUCUAGCUAGCUCCAGCUCCUCCUCCUCUUCCCCUUUUUAAUCUGGAAAUAAUUUAUUCGCUUGUGUUCACCAUG
Molecule: messenger RNA, 4229 nt
Organism: Ornithorhynchus anatinus (platypus)
Lineage: Eukaryota; Metazoa; Chordata; Mammalia; Monotremata; Ornithorhynchidae
Gene: GALNT17
Product: polypeptide N-acetylgalactosaminyltransferase 17
Exons: 11
Coding region: 16-1812 (598 amino acids)
Cellular component (GO): Golgi apparatus
Source: RefSeq, a predicted model, not a curated record